AUGGGCAUGUGGAUGUCAGCCUCUUUUCAAACCUCAAACAUCUUUCGUACCUUGAUCUUUCAUAUAAAUAGUAUCUCAUUGACCAAUGAGAACAAAGUUAAUUUUAUUUGGCCAGAUUAUCUAAAUGCAUUACGAUUGGCUGCACGUGAAGUGAAAGAAUUGGAGUUUCUAAGAUCCGCAAAGAAUAUUUUGGAGUUGGAUCUUUCAAAUAAUAAGCUUGAAGGAAGAGUUCCAGAUUGGUCUAACUGGAUGUUCGCAUUGCAACAUCUUAUUUUAUCCCACAACAUGCUGACAAGUGUGGAUUCAAUUCCUUUUCAGUAUGUAGUAACCAUUGAUUUGCGGUCAAAUGUUCUUCAAGGGUCACGACCUAUUCCACCAAAUACCACAUGGUUCUUCUUCAUAUCACAAAAUAAUCUGAGUGGGAAGAUUCUAUCAUCUAUUUGCAAUUCGACAUCACUGAAAAUACGAGAUUUAGUCAGAAACAAUUUGAGUGGAGAAAUUCUUCAACGUUUGGGAAAUAUCACUGCUCUCGAGGUUUUGGAUAUGCGACAUAACAUUCUUUAUGGGAAUCUUCCAAGAGCUUUCAGCAAUGGAAGAUCACUGAGAAGCCUCAACUUGCAUGGAAAUAAACUAGAGGGGAAAAUACCCCGAUCUUUAGCCAAUUGCAAAGAGUUGCAGGUUCUUGACUUAAGAAAUAAUCAUCUCAUUGACACGUUCCCCAUGAAGUUGGGAACUCUUCCAAAGUUGCAAGUCUUAAGCUUGAGAUCCAAUGAAUUGCAUGGUUCCAUUAGAACUCCAACAGUUGAAAACAUAUUUCCUAAUCUUCGAAUGUUAGAUCUCUCUUUUAAUGCCUUCACGGAAAACUUACUGACGAUUCUGUUUCAUCAUUUGAAAGUCAUGAGGACAAUUGAUCCAUCAAAGAAGGAACCAAGUGAUGGGUAUUACCAAGACACGGAAGCUGUCUAA
Messenger RNA from Capsicum annuum, 966 nucleotides. RefSeq names its product receptor-like protein Cf-9 homolog. The coding region runs from base 1 to 966 and encodes 321 amino acids. The transcript has a single exon. Lineage: Eukaryota; Viridiplantae; Streptophyta; Magnoliopsida; Solanales; Solanaceae. Gene Ontology annotation, molecular function: protein binding. The record is from RefSeq and is a predicted model, not a curated record.